This is a messenger RNA of Rhizoctonia solani, 2322 nucleotides long. RefSeq lists its product as uncharacterized. The record is from RefSeq and is a predicted model, not a curated record. The coding region runs from base 1 to 2322 and encodes 773 amino acids. Gene Ontology annotation, molecular function: actin binding. The transcript is spliced from 4 exons. Gene Ontology annotation, biological process: actin cytoskeleton organization. NCBI's taxonomy places the organism in Eukaryota, Fungi, Basidiomycota, Agaricomycetes, Cantharellales, Ceratobasidiaceae.
AUGGCAGUGGCCACGACGACAAGACUGAAGAUGGACUCGUCGACGAUGCCGAAACCGACGCGCAAGGCAACGUCGCCUGCCCAGCCAUUGCAUGCCCAACAGCCGUUUCCGCACCACCCGGUGCCAGUUGCCGUUCCGUACCACCACCCACAAGGCUACUACUAUCCCCAGCCCGGCUAUCCCCAGGGCUACUUUGCACAGAGCCCGGACCAGCAACAGCAGCAGCAGUUUGCGCACUGGGCGUUCCAGCAGAUGAUGCUCAAUUCCCAGCAGCAGCAGCAGCAACAACAACAACAGCAACAACAACAGCAGGCGAUGGCUGGGGUCCCACCGGGUGCGCGCACGGGGUCCGGGCCAGACUAUACGUAUGGGCAGAUGAUUCCGCCCCAUAUGGGAUUCCAGCAGUCGGGAACACCACCGCCUGGGCCGAUGCACUAUGGAUCUGCACAGCCGCCAGCUCCAGGCCAGCCGCGCGAGCAUCCGUUCCAGCCGCAGCCGCAGCAACAGCAGUAUACUGGCCAUGGGGGGUAUCCACAGCCACAGAGGCCGUAUGCGCGCGAGAACAAUGGAUCGGCGUCGUCGCUCCAUUCCAAUGGCUCUGGGUCGGGGCGCCAGCGCACAGCGAGCAACCCCCGUGCCCCGAAUGCCAAUCCCAAUCCCGCUCCCACCGCCCCGCGCCAUGGCCGGAACCAGUCCGCGGGGUCCUCGGUCGCCCCCGAGCGCUCUGUCACCCCGCCUGCGCGCCAGACCACUGCGUCGCCCGUGUCCCCCGCCGGCUCACCCACCGCCGCCAAUCCGACCAUGCGCACCGCCAAGCCCUCGCCGCUCUCCCAGUCCCAGCAGUUUGCCGCCGACCCUACUAAGCGCCUUUCCCGCGACGACAGCGCCCUCGAGGCUCCCCAUGCCGCACUCCCCAAGACCAACGGUCUCAAGGGCCGUCUCCGCCGUGCACUCUCCUUUAGCGCCAUCCAGACCCUCGACGAGGCCGAAGAGGGCAAGGAAAAACUCGGCUCGCGUCGCAAGGCCAUUGAAAAAGCCAACAAGGCCAAUGCCGCCCUCCAAAAGCAGCAACAGCAGCAGCAAGAUGGCGCCCCACUCGACUCGCCUGGCGCCGCAGAGUCCAUCCGCACCACCGCGUCGAAAAAACCGAGCAGGAGCCUCUUUAACCGCAAGUUGAACGCAUCCACCGAUAACAUCUCCCUCCAGUCCACCGUCAGCUCUGCCUCGGUCAUGAUCCGCAAGCUCGGCUCUAUGGGCAAGCUCGCCCGCCGCAACUCGCUCGCUGGCCUCACCGGUCUCUUCAAGGACAAGAAGGAAAAGGGUCACAAGGCCGAGGUCUCGGAAGCCAGCGUCACCCACGCCACCGUCGAAGUCGACCGCGUACCCGGUCCGAGCGUUGUCGGGACGAGCACCAUGGACGAUAUGACCGGUCUCUCCCCCGCCGCCAAGCUCGCUCGCCAGCACACCCUCAAGAGCAAUGCCCAGGCUGCCGAGCGUGCAAAGCAAGAGGCACAGGCCGCUGCGGAUGCCGCUGCAGCCGCCGAGGCCAACCGUCUCGACGAAGAAGACGAGGACGGGAGCGAAGAGCUUGACCAUGUUGCCAAUAUGCACGGCGGAUUCGACGACGAGGACAUUACCGUCCGGCUCGAGCAGACCCGGAUCACCGAGCCCGAGGCCGACGAUGAAGUCUGGGCAGUCGGCAUCCGUCGAUCCGUCGAGCGCACGAGAAAGCCUGUCAAGGGUAUUCUUAGGAAUGCCUCUAAUUUCAACCAAGAGCAAUAUCUCGACAAGGAAAACUCGACCUCUCUCCGCCAGCGCUCCAACUCGGAAACCAACCCGAGUUCCCAGCCUGGCCCCCUGGCCCGCAUCCCCUCUCCCGACCCCGACCACAUCGACGGCCUGCACCGCUCGAGCUCUCCGCAUGAGACGGUCAAGUCCACCUUUAGCGCCGAUUUUGGAGAAUUUACCACCCCUUCGCUCUCGCUCACCGAGAACAAGAUCUCGUCCGACAAGGGUUCGUUCACCUACACCCACCCGGCCUUGAACUCGUCUGCACCCGUCCUGUCCUCGAUCGGCAACACCCCGACCAUGGCCCAGCGGAGCGCCACCGCCCCGGGCCGACGACGACUCACGUUUGCGACCAAUCUGUCCGUGUACGACACUUUUGCCCCGAGCACCUAUGACCGGAGGAGCGAGCCUGCUACCUGCAACCGUUUGACGCCUGCCCUUGCGCAGAGGAUCAAGGAAGAGUUGAAUUCGUACAAGAUGGAGGAAAUGGAGGUCCACGCUAGCUCUCGAAUACAUCCCCCUGUUCAGGUCUAG